Messenger RNA from Stegostoma tigrinum, 8016 nucleotides. RefSeq names its product TAFA chemokine like family member 4b (gene tafa4b). The transcript is spliced from 6 exons. NCBI's taxonomy places the organism in Eukaryota, Metazoa, Chordata, Chondrichthyes, Orectolobiformes, Stegostomatidae. The record is from RefSeq and is a predicted model, not a curated record. Bases 886 to 1311 code for a protein of 141 amino acids. Gene Ontology annotation, molecular function: receptor ligand activity.
GUGUGUGCAGAGACUGGUCCUGAGAUCCAGCUGGAGGGAGCAGGGAGGUGCGGUACCACGUCAUUUGGGCGGGAAUGGGAGCGGGUUUCUCUAGAAUCACAUGCCGGAGGUGAUGGUGCCGUGCCAGAGCGGGAAUUACUGCAGUCAGACUCCAUCCCUGGGAAACUGUCCAUCCCUAUUCCCCCCAAACCUUCCCUCACAGCAGCUCCCCCCCAACCGCCACCAGUCCCCCAGCGAGUGGGAUUGUACAAGGCUUUCGAGUGAGUGAGACAGACAAGGAAAAGCUGCACUUCACCCAAAGAACACUCGCCGCAACCUUUUUUAUCGCAACUUUUCCCUCCGGUUCUCACUCCUGCUCCCAACCCAAGGAACCGUAUGAGAUGACCAGCUUUCGGACAGCGCGCUGAAGGAGGGGAUUCGGUGGAUAUUUAACACCUACUGCUCCCCCCCCCCCGCUCUCUCUGUCUCUUCAAAAUCAAAGGGACGAUCCAACAGGGGGCCCGGGAGAAUUAGAGAGCGCUGCAAGGAGCCACCUCGAGGGGAUAAGGCUCCCCUCCCGCGGGCUGGGGAGAAGACAGCAACCGCUGUCCCGUUUCUGGAGGCUAGAACAUCCACCAGCAUCACCACCCCCACCCCCCACUGCGGACCGGCUGCAGCGAUGGAGCGGAGGGGUUCAUAUCUGACAGCCUGAGAGAGGGCACGGGAGAAGGCAGAGCCAAAGAUCCAGCGGGAAGACGGAGCGGUGUGAUCCGACUGUGCAGUUUCCAAUGAAGAGGGGCUAAGCAGAGGUACAUAGGAAUGCUUCUACUGUAUAUCUGCUGGGAAUCUGGACCCAUGAAGAAUGUGGUGAAAAAGAUAUUUAUCUGAACAUAAUAAUCAGCAAGGAUGAGAUUCUGUGCAAAAUCGAUGCUCCUCACUCACUGCCUGCUGCUCGUCUCUGUGUUAAUGCUUUGCUGUAAGUUGCUGUCUGCCUCCAACCAUCAUCCUAGGGGACACUCAGGUCAUCAGGUCAAACAGGGCACAUGUGAGGUUGUAGCUGUCCACCGGUGCUGCAAUAAGAACAAAAUUGAGGAACGGUCACAAACGGUGAAAUGCUCUUGUUUUCCGGGACAAGUAGCUGGUACAACCCGAGCUCAACCUUCAUGUGUUGAAGCCUCUGUAGUGAUGCAGAAGUGGUGGUGCCAUAUGAAUCCUUGCCUAGAGGGCGAGGAAUGCAAAGUUCUUCCAGAUCUUUCGGGAUGGUCCUGCAGCAGUGGUAACAAGGUCAAAACCACCAAGAUUAGCCCUUCAAGCCCAUUGCAACAUAUGUAGCGGUCAGAGCAAUUCCAUCUAUGCCAAAAAUCUCUGUACAAAUGCUGCAGCUGUGCAAUAACGGUGCCUGGGACAGAUCCGAAACAAUGAUGCUACACUGGCAAUCCUACCACUGCCUGAGGAUUGACACACCAGGGAUUUCAGCUUAAACGCCGUACAUCUGUUGUAAAACAAGCAGAGUGUAUUGCAAAGUAUUUCCCAGUACUGAAUGUUAUAGAUUCGGUAGCAUCUGUAUUGAAUGUUCUAGAUUACACAGAAAUAAUAGCUAUUUUUUCCUAUGUUUUGCUCUCGUUAUAUUGAAGCAAACUUCAUUAAUCUUCAGUAAAUCAUCAAUAGAUAAUUUGAAGCCUUGAAGAUGCCACUCCAGAAGAUGGGAUUUACAUGUACUACUGUAUAAGAAAACAUAUUUUCACUAAGGAAUCUUUUUCUUCCACAAUGUUUUGUAAAAUCUGUACAACAGUUUCUCAAAUAUUCCUUUAAUUUUGCAUUAUAUGAUUGAAGGUCAAUUUUAUGAGAAAAAAACCCAGUUCAACCUGAAGCCAGAAGGUCUGUCCACAUUAAUUCAUUCAUGGGAUGUGGUGUUGUUGACGAGACCAGAAUUAUUCGCCAUCCUUUAUACCCUUGAGGAAGUGGCACUCAACUGCCUUCUUGAACUACUCGAGGCCAUGUGGAGUAGGUAGACAAACUGUGUUGAGUAAGAAGAGAACUCCUGAGUUUUGACCCAGCAACUGUGAAGGAAUGGCAAUAUAUUGCCAGGUUAGGAUUGAACGUGACUUGGAAGGGAACUUUUUGGUGUGGGUAUUCCCAUGUGACUGCUACCCUUGUUCCUCUGGUGGUUGAGAUUAGUGGUUUGGAAAAUGUUAUGCAAAGAUGCCUUGAUGAGCAAUUACAAUGCAUCUUGUGGUGGAUGGAGAGAAUAUUUAAGAUUAUAGAUGGGGUGCUACUCAACAAACUACUUUGUCUUAGAUGAACAUCAACAUUCUUGUGUUUAGUGUCAGCUUUACAACAUUUAUGUGGGUGAUGCAACUAAUCCUCAAGAUAUUGAAUGUGUUGUAUUCAAUAAUGGCAUUGUCUUUGAACACCAAGAGGAAAUGCUUAGAUUCUUGCUAUUUGGAAAUGGUCACUAGUCGACAUUUAUAUGUUGUAAAUCAUCUUGCCAUUUAUAAUCCCAAGUCUAAAUGUUUUCUAGAAGCUGGUCUAUGCAAACAUAGACUGUUUCAACAUCCACGGAGUUGUGAAUGGGAUUAAAUACUGUAUAGUCAUCAGCAAACAUCCCAGCUUCCAACCUUAUGAUGAAAGGAAGCAUUCAUCAUUGAUCAAGUAGUUGAAAAAGGCGAGUGCCAGGAUGCUACCCUGAAAACUCAUAUCACAGAAUAAUUGACCUUCAGUAACUGUAAUUAUCUUCCCUUGUAUGAAGUAUGAGUUUAGUAGUGGAGAGAUUUCACCUUGAACUUGCUAAUUUGAAUGUUGCUAGGCUUGUUGAUGUCAUACUCUUCCAAAUAUUCCAUUACUGUCAAGGGAAGUCAUUCAUAUUUCACCUCCAGAAUCAGCUCCCGUGUCCAUAUUUGGAGAAAGGCUGAAAUGAGAUCCAGAGACAAAUAGUGCAUGUGGAACUAAAACUGAGUACUGAUAAGUAGUUUUUAUUGGAUAACACUGUUGAUGACACCUUCCAACACUCUGCUGAUGAUUGUGAAUAGAUCUAUAGAAUAAUAAUUGAUUGGAUUAGAUUUUUCCUGCUUUUUAUGGACAGGACACACUUGGGCAAUUUUCCAUUUUUUUUUCAGGCAAUUGCCAAUGUUUUUGCUGCAGUGGAACUGCUUGGUAGAGGGUAUCUGGUUUUGGAUGUAAAGUGUGACAGCUGUCGGGACUUGUAAAGCUUGCACUCCAUCAUUCUUGACUUUGAGUGCCAUGAAUUCAAUUAGCCAAAGACUGGCACUUUUGUGGAGAGAUGGAGGCCAAGGUGGAUCAGGUUUCUCCUGGCUGAAGAUGGUUGCAAAAGCUUCAUGCUUGUCUUUUGCACUGAUAUGGUGUAUUCUCACAUCAUAGAGGAUGAGGAAAUUCAUCACAGAGCCUUUUAGUCCCUUUGGCUGUUCAUUAUCCACCACCAUUGUGAUUGGACGUAGCAGGGGUGCAGAGAUUUUAUCACAUCCAUUGUUUGGGGAUCAUUAAGUCUGUUUGUAGCAUGCAGUUUCCACAGAUGGUUCUGUGUUGUAGCUUCGGCAGGUUUUCAGCACAUUUGACUCUACCUAUUACUGUUCCUGACAGGUUCUUUUUAGACACCUCAUUGUAUCAGCCUUGGUGUCCUGUUUUGACAGCUAGCAUGAACGAUCCGCUGGACCAAUGUAAUAAAUAGUAGUAUCAUUGUUACUGUUUGGCAUUGUUUCAUUGAUGCCUACUUUGAUACUCUAGAUUGUUUUGUAUGUACCCUACUUAGCACAUUGCUAGAGCUACACAAUGUGACAAAGAAUAUCCUUAGUUUGAAGACUUGAUUUAAUCUCCAUGAAAACUCUGCUGUGGUCCCUCCUACUAUCAUGGAGAGAUGCAUAUCCAUUAGAUAGAAUGGUGAGCGCAACAUUAGUUGGAUGUUUCUGUUGUGCUGGAUCUCUCAGAAAUUGUUGCAGGUGGAUCUGUCAGCCAUGUCUUCAGGGCUCUGGCAGCUUGAUUAGUAGUGGUACUACUGAGCCACUCUAGUUCAUGAGAUUCUGAUGUCCAUUCUGAGCCUUUAUGGCAUGCAGCUUCCUUCAAAUUGUGAUCAAUGUAGAGAAUUUUUGAUUCAGUCAUUUAUUGGGAGUUGGGGGCUGGGGUGCACGGUGUUGGCAGUGACAGAUAAUAAUCGGCAGCAUUUUUUUGCCCAUGAUUGACCUUCUUUCAUGAGACACUAUGAAGUUCAAUGCCAUUGUUGUGGACUCUGAGGGAAAUUCCUACCUGACAGUCUACUGCUUCCCGGCAACUCCAGUGGGCCUAUCCUGCAGGUGGGUCAGUUUGUAUUGCAACAGUAAGGGUCAGGUUGAGCAGCAAUGGAGGUAUCUGAAAUGUUGGCUGUAGAAUAAAAUUAUUCUGGAUGUGUAACUACAUCAGGAUGCAGGACAGGUUUCCCCAAAUGUUAGUUAGAAUCUGGAAGUAAAUGUUAGUUAUUAUUCUGAUAAAUGGCUCCGUGCAUAACAUUGAAUUGGCUUGCUCCUACUGAUGAUGAAUAAUCUUUUGUACAGUUGCAACAUUUUAUCUGCUUCAUUUAUCUAUAAUAUGCUGUCAUUUCUGAUGAAAAUAGUCAAUUGUUAAUCUUAAUGUAUUCCAAUUUACUAGAAUUUGGGGAAAGUGCAGAUAGCUUUGAGAAGUGUCAGCGCCUUAGUCCUAUAGCAGGGAACUUCAAAACUUGAUAGAACUAUGGGCAGUUGCAACUGUUGAAAACAUUGCAUAUAAUAGAAUACUGGCUUUGUAUACUAACUCAGUUAUUUGCAAUUUCCUAUUGUCAAAUGAAAGCUAGAAGGCAUUUUACAAUGCUGUCACUGUGACUCAGUAUAAAUGCUCUUUUCCUAAUCGCAGUGAUUGACAUCCUGUAAAGUCUGCUAGAAAUAGCUGUUAACAUUCUCUGAUAUUUUGGAAUCAGAUUAGAUGCCUUCAGCUUACACGAUUCUAAAAUACUUCAUGCAUUGUCUUAGACUUCAUAUACAAUCUAUUUGUGAAAAUAGAAUAACUCUGAAAAGAAAUAUUGGAGAACUGAGGAAUUCAAAUAAUAAAUUGCAAGCACAAUUAUUGAAAUGUUGAGUUGAUUAAUAAUCCUCUUUAGCCCUACAUGACUAGAGGAAGAAAAUUCUCUGCUCAUGACAAUGAGCUUGACAUCAGGAAUCCGUUGAAAGAUAUAUUUCUCCUCCAAUUUUUCACAACCUCCGCACAAUAUUGAGAUUGCCUGGAUAUACCUAAGAACAUCAAUAAACUAGAACAAGGCAUUAACUUAUACCGAAUUAGCACUUUUAGAAAAUUGCUAAGGCAUAGUGAAUUCAAAUUUUCAAAUCAUGUUUUGUUCAUCUUGAAUUUGAUUCUAAAUAGAAAAAAGAAACAAUCAGCAGACACUGCUAUGACAUCAAUUGAAUAUUGUUUGCAUCUUGGUCUCCUAUGUUAAGAAGGAAGGUAAAAUAUUUAUCAAUCUUUACCUUCACAACUUUACAUUUUAAUUCAGGAAUACCAGGAAUUUCAAUUACUUGCAAUGAGAAUUAAUUAAUUGAAUAAAGAAGACAUCUGUAUCCACAGAAUUCUUUGCUUGGUUAACUGUUGCAUUUUGGCCAAUGACUUAUAUUCUCCUGAAAUGUAUAAAUAACUGGUGCUACUGCCAGCAAAAGAUAAUUCUUUCUCCUGCCUAAGAAAUGAACCACAAAUUUACAAUUAUUUCGAAACACUAGUAUUUUUAUGUUGAAUGACAGUAUCACAUUAACUUGGCAAAACUAUUUUAAAGUGUGAAGCUGCCUCACGCACAGCAGAGGUCUCCAGAUUGAUUCCCACUUUACACUCUUUGCUCAGUAAAUUGAUUCUUGGUGACAAUGGAUUAUGAUACAUGAGCUAAGGAGGGAAAUAGCAGUGAAGGUUCCAUCCUUACUCGAAAUUGAAUGCAUAUGCAGACAUGAGAUGGUGACAUGUUUGGAUUCAGCUGUGUUGCACCCUAUGCUAAAUACUCUGCUGAGGCUAAUGGAGUUUAUCAUAAUUAACAGAUUGUUGAGCAAGGUGCUGAAGAGUAACCAUGGAAGUAAGCAAGUGAGUAAUGAGAUCAUUGAGGGAGAAGAAAAAAUUGAUGAGGAAAAUGAAAAUUUACAAUGUUACUUCAAAUUACUGUAAAUACAAUUGAAGAUAUUUAGGAAUGAGUGUUCAUCCAGCCUCACAUUUUAUUGUCUAGGAAUGAGUGUACUUGGCUGCAAUAUGCCCUGAAAACCCCUAUGGAGGUGACAAUACUGUUUUAAUUUCUACUUUGAUAUUGUAAACUACUUUGCAGGAUGCAUACCUAUCAUGUUGUCAUUUGCUGAAGUUAUGGUUUAAUGGUUUUUUGGCUUAACUUUUUUCAUUUUUUAUAAAUAUAUAUAUAUGUAUAUAUAUAUAUUCAACAAAAUGUGAAAGUAGUAAAUAGAAAUUAAAACUUCACACACUUCAGCAAGUAUGUAUUUGUUUAUGCAUUACUAUUUAGAUCUAUUUCACAAAACUUGGAACAUGUAUCAGUAACUUGUUCUAUCUGAAUGUUUACAUAGAAAAUAAUUCUUAAUGCAGCAAUUUGUACGCAUAAAAGAAUGAUUUAUUUAAAAUGAAUUUAAUUUCAAUUAAAGAUGGAAUUGUGUGAUAGAGGUAGCUGCAAAUGUUUAAUGUUUGAUGUAUGUUUUUGGGAGAUUGUAUAUAUGAUUGAAGUGGUAAGAAUGCUAUCAUGUUCAUUUUUGACUUUGCAGUUCUCAUUAAAGAUAGUAAAGGUAUCUAAAGCAGUCACCUGCUUUUGAAUGUGCUAAUAAAAUAGGAUUUUACCACUCAGUUUUAUAUUUUUAUACAAUUUGGCAAGUAUCAUAAAUAAUUCCAGUAAUUAAAUCAGUAAAAUUUCAAAAAGUUAUUUCCUGGUGAUCAUAAAUUGCUUAUUGAAAAGUUAUAAAAGUCAGUUUUUGGCCAACACUUUGAAUUAUUAUUGAAACUGGCAGUCACCUAGUUGAUUGCAGAUCCAGUGUACAGUAUACAGUUAUGGCAAGAGAAGUAUUUACCAUUAACACCAAAGAAAAUUGACAACAGAAAUCUUGUGAUCUCUAUGGCAUCAAAGUUCUCUUUUCUCACAUUAGUUUGAAUCACCUGCUAAGUCUGGGGUGUAUCUAGGCCUAUAGCAACAAUGAUGUGAUCAAAUAGGAUCAGCAGUCAAUCAUAUUUACGUAUUCUUACAAACAGAAAAGCAGAGUAAGAUACAUAGAUUAUCCUUUAGCUUUAAUGAUAUUUUAUAGACAAGAAAAUAAAUGAUUGGAACAUUCAUAUGGAAUUACAAUAGAAGCUCAAAUAUCAUACACUUAUUCGAAAAUAUACUUUAAAGGUGUGAUUUUUUGUGAUUACAGCAGAGAUUUGGAAUUCCUUAAACAUAAGGUUGGGUUUCCAGAACCAAGCAGAGUUUUCUGCCAUAAUUAUGAAUUUCGUAUCAAUUAAAAAUCCAGUUCCACCUCAUUCAGCAAAAUAUAACAUUUUAUAGCAUGUAGUGAUAGUAUUAAAGGGCAAAUUCUCGUCAGUUCAAUGAAAUAUACUUGAUUACCAUUUGUAGAUAUUGCAGCAUUAGAAAAACUUAGAAUCAUCAAAAGAAACAUCAUUGUUAGCUGUUCAUGUGUGGAUUCCAAAUGCUGCUGUUAAUUUCAGAGGAGUGAUGAUAAUGAAUGAUUGAUGUUUUACUGUAAUUAAUGCGAAAAUGGGCCAAUAUAAUUUUGUUAUCCAACUGUACUUUAUAGACUGUCAGCAAUAAAUCAUAGAAGUGCAGAGGAAUUGCCAUAGUCAUUUAAAGAGAUCAAGAUAGUACUGAAGAAAGGCACAAAAAGUGACAUUGAGCUUGAGUGACAGGGAUUUUGGAAAUUGCUGGAGCCAGUAAACUAGCCAGUUUAUAAUAUUACUUGAUGUGGCUUUUAUUUCUUCAUGGGAUAGGGGUGUCAUUGGCCAGGCCAACAUUUAUUGCCUAUCCCUAAUUGCAGUUGAGAGGUGGUAAGCUACCUCCUU